AUGGGCGAAGUUGAUACGCCUGCUACAAACACCUUGGAACCUACGAAAGAGGCUAAUACGAUUCGUGAAGUGGAAGAUUCUGACUACAACUUUGAAGACACGCCAACGAGAGAUUCGGUGAAGAAUUGGCUUUGGGGACCAACGCCUGAUUUGAAGCUUCCUGACUUUAAGCUUGAUGAAAACUCGUUUGGUUCGCCUUUUCUCAAGUACAAGUUCAACGACACGCCCAGGUCCAAGCCACCACAGUCCAACAGGUCCAGUAUGAAUCCACCAAAGAGUGAACAAUUGCUAGGCGAAGCUCUUUUCCCUAAACUGUUGGAUCCCUUUGAGAUUGAAAGGAUGGAACAGUAA
Molecule: messenger RNA, 351 nt
Organism: Candidozyma haemuli
Lineage: Eukaryota; Fungi; Ascomycota; Pichiomycetes; Serinales; Metschnikowiaceae
Exons: 2
Coding region: 1-351 (116 amino acids)
Source: RefSeq, a predicted model, not a curated record